AAAAGUUUUAUUGUAGUAUUGUGGUAGUGAAAAAAUAAUGCUUGUUACAGCAUCAAUUCACGGAUUAGUAAACAGUAUUCAAUUGUAAUUUAACGCUGCAGAAGAAUACAAAUUUUUAAAUAAAUUCACAAUUGUAAUAAAUUACUCUAAAAUAAUGUACCACAAUUAUUGUGUGAAAAUGUCUCGGUGUCAUUUGAAAAUCGGGAUGUACUAAUCUGUCUUCCCAUUCUCUGUAUAUGCACCCUUCCCUGUAAGCAAUUGGUUGAAUGUAUUCCAUUCAGUAUUGCAUCUCUGAGUAAUGUUGACAGCUACUAGCUUGUGUUUGUUGACAUCUGGAGUACUACAGACAGUUUGACCACUGGUGGUAGAUGAGUUCGACCGAGUCAUAGGUGUGACUCAUUCAGUGUGAACGAUAACCGAUAAAAGCGACAGGUAAACGGGUGUGGCAUAACAACGUAAUGAGGUUUGUCGUUUAAAAAUGUCUGAAACUUCAGAAAAGACGCCAGAGUGGUUGGUGUUGCUGGAAAACAAGAAGAAGAGGCACAAUCGGUUGGCUCAUGAAAUCGGCGCCGGUGCUCCAUGUCUUAGAUGCGGAUUUCUUUGUCCAGGGCUUGAUUUACAUUUCUGGAGGAAAUUAUGUCGUAAUUGCAAGUGCAAAAAGAAAGACCAUGAUGUGAAGGAUGAUGAAGGAUAUGAACAAUUUGAAAUACUACUUGGACCUGCUAGUAAGAAGAGGAAACGUGGUGCUUGUCUGAAUAUCCAAGUCCCAGGUGUUGACAAUGCAAAAACUGUUAAAAGUGCUGAAGUGGCAUUUGAUUGGGUCCCCCCAAAUGUUUCUGAUGAUGUGGCAGUGGAAUACAUGAAACAGCUGCCAACAGCAAAGUUGCCAAUCAGUGGUAGCGAUGGUGCCUUGUAUCGACGUCAACAACUUGAACGACAAGUACCAAUACAUGACUUGGAUGCCAGCCGUUGUCACAAUUUGACCCCACAGGAGGUGGAAGGGCUGAAGAAAUAUCUUGACAAUCUAAAGAGCAAUGUUGUUGGACAAGGACGUGUCACCAAGGUGCCAUUACUCCAUGCAGAUGUGAGGUGGGCAUCAGAAGCAUUUGGCCAAAAAUCUCUUCCAGCAUCGCACUCGGCAGAUUCCAUUCGUGGCAUUCCACCAUCUGCCUUCUCUGCUCCUCGUCCAUUCCACACUGCAGUGCCUCAUAUGCCAGCUGGCACAGAAGAUAACGAUUUUCCACCACCUCCCCCACCACUUCCUAACACCAUGCCACCAAAUCUGAAGAAACCAAGUAACUUUGCACCAAGUUGGAAGCCUUACCAUAAUCCUGAAUCUCAAACUUCAUAUUCAGAAGCUCUUCCAGGAAAAGCAUAUACAUCAUCAGAAUUUGAAAAGGCUGGUCCAACAGGUCGUCUGUCACAGAAAGGUAAUAGCCAACAAUCGGCAAGUGUGGGUCGUCAGCAGUUUGGUACGUUGCCUGGUGAGAGUGUCUCAAGCUUGCCAGCAGAUGCCAGUGUAUCACAUACACUGCAUCCUGAAUCUCAUACUGCCUACUCAGAAGUUGUUCCAGGAAAACCUUCAUUUGCCUCAGCCGAGCAUCAUAGGUCUGGUUCAGGAGUAGCAGAUCCUGUUUCACAGAGAGGUCAGCAACAAGGAGAUGUUGGGCAUCAACACUAUGGACUAAUGCCUGAAAACACUGCUGCAACUUUGCCAGCAGAUGCCACGUUCGCUCACACAAUGCAUCCUGACUCCCACACUGUGUAUUCAGAAUCUGUCCCAGGAAAACAUUCAGCCCUAUCGCCUGAAUACCGCAGAACUGGUUUACGAGUAGUAGACCCUGUGUCUCCAAAACAGCAAAGUGAUUGGAUGGAAGGCAUGAGCACUAAACAUAGUGAAUCAAUUCCUGGAUAUAACGUAUUGAGCUCACCAGCUGAUGCAACUGUUUCACUUGCAACACAUCCAAUGAUUAUGUCUGUUUCUACUAAUGUGCCAGGUGUCUCACCUGCAAUGAUAGCUACAUCUUUAUCUCAAAGUUGUGGAGCACCUGAAGGAUUUAAGAAUGAGACUGUUCCUCACAAUAAAAAUACUGGUACAUUACGUGCUGGUGCAGUUGCCGGCUCAAGAUAUCCUAGUGGGCAGGAGUGCUACCAGAAUGCCUGUCCAGACAAACUGCCAUAUGAUGAGCCUGUAAAGCAAUGGGUAGGGAAAGAUAUCCCUCAAGAGGGAAAUUUGGGAUAUUCAAUGCAUCCAGCAGAAAAAGAAGACAUUUACAGUCAACAGCCAGGAGCACUUUUACAGUCUGAUACAGUGAAUAUUAAAAGCCCUGUCUCCAGAACUCAGUUAAGAAAUUCUGAAGGAACAAGCUCUUUAUUAGGCCAUAAACCAUAUUAUAUGUCCCAUCCUGUGGAAAGCACAUCUUGUGAGCCAAUAGCUGCCAGAAAUGCUGGUUCAAGUCAUUGGGAAGUUGGAGUCAACAACUUGUCACCUGGGAAGACAGUUCCAACAAAGCAUAUUCCAGGUGAAUCACAUGAUGAUGCCCAUAGGCAACAGAAAGGAAGGUUUGCUGACACUGUUGGUACUGGGCAUGAUCCUUUUGGAAUGCCAGAAGCCCUUCCAGCCAAGAGUUCCAUUUAUUCUUCAUUGGGUCCUCACGGAGAGACUGUCUUUUCUGAAGGUGUUCCUACUGAUGCACUGCCUAAGUCAGCUCUAGCAAUGCAGCAGCACAGACAUGAUGCGGAACUUGGAGAGUUGUCAAGUCACAUGGCAGAAAUGAAAACUGAUGAUACCCCAGCUGUGCAGCAGCCACAGUUUAACUGCAAGGAGUGCAAAGGUGCAAUUCAGGCUGGUGAUGUAGCUGUGUUCGCUGACCGAGCAGGACAAGAUGUAGCAUGGCACCCGUCCUGCUUUGUCUGCACUACUUGCAAGGAGCUUCUGGUGGACCUCAUUUACUUCUUCAAUAAGGGACAAGUUUACUGUGGCCGUCAUUAUGCAGAGCUCCUGAAGAUUCCCCGAUGCUUUGCCUGUGAUGAACUGAUAUUUGUCAAUGAAUACACAAUGGCAGAGGGACAGGCUUUCCAUGUAAAACAUUUCUGUUGCUAUGAAUGUGACAUUCCCCUCGGAGGCAUGAAAUAUGUUCCAGUAGAUGGUCAACCAGUGUGUCUUGAUUGUUUCCAAGAAAAAUAUGGAAAGAGUUGUCAUGCAUGUGGAAAAAAAAUUGGUGCCAGUGACCAAAGAGUUAGUUGGAAUGAGCUUCACUGGCAUGUGUCAGGUGACUGUUUCAGUUGCUUCUCAUGCCAUAAAUCUCUUCUGGGAGGACGUUUUGCUGUGAAGAAAAAUCAGCCAUUUUGUAGCAAGGAGUGUGUUUUGGCGUCUGGUAUCUUAUAGAACUGUAUGAAAUGUAAUCAUAAUUAUGUAUUACAUUUGGGCAUAUUGGAUGUAGCUAAGGAGAAUACUUGGUAUAUGUGCCAUAUUUUAUUCAUUUAUUUUCCAUUCAACCAUAUCUUGGUUAUGAGAUUUAUAUUUAGGAAAUGUUUGACAUAUAAUUCAAGCAUUUGAAAAGAAGCAUAGUGCAGUUGGAGUCAUUUCUACAGUAGUAAAAAGAAGAGAAUAAUGAGGUGAAUAACAUAGUUUAUUCAUUUUGCUUUAUCUCUCCAAUAAUUUGUGUAUUUUAUUAAUUGUGACAAAAUUGUAUUGUUUUAAGGAAGCAACAUUUAACUCAUUACAGUCUUAAGCGAUAAUGUCAUGAGUAUUCAGAGUAUUGUGUGUACAAUAAUAGGAGAACAAGUUUCAUGUGUGAUGCAUUUGGUUUACAGUGUAUGUUUCAAAAAGGUGCGACACAGUAAUCGUUUUCACUGUAACUUAUUUUCUCUUGAUAAGAAACAUUCAUAAGGUACUUACUGUACUUGUGUGAUGCCACCUAACACAGGUUUAGGUACGCUGCAUUUGAUAUGACCAGUGUGAACUCGUCCACAAUAUUUUUCAGUGUCCUAAUUUGCUUCUUACUGUGUCCCUGUAAAACAGUCUGACUAAUCACUGAAGAGAAAUAUAUGUUUUUAUAUCAACUUUACACUUAAUACCUGCAUCUACAUGCUUAAAAGGUAUUUUUACAUGUUGUCUUAAAAGUAUUUUCUGCAUUGUACCAUGGCUGUGAAAAUUAAUUUUGAAGCCUAUGAAAUGACAGAUUUGUAUACUUUUUACAUACAUUUUAAUAUCACUGAUGUUUGUAACAAUGUUAGGGUAACUGUAAGUAGUGAUUGUCAAUGGCCAUUGUAAUAUGUGAGCAUAUCCUACACAAAAUAUUAUGAUGUGCCUUUUUUACACAGAAAACAGUCUGUUCAACAUAGUGCAGAAAUGAUUUAUGUAGACUGUAAAAUUAGUCAGUUGAUAAUUGUGCUCAUACAUUCAUCUUACGUUGUGUGGGUUGGGUUAUUGAUCAUUUGAUUCAUUUUUCAGUAUGCUAUUCCCCAGCUCGAUGUUUUGUAACUUUUUCAUGUAUUGUAGGUACAUGCAGCUGCUUUGCAGUAUUAUUUCUUAUCCCAGUCAUGCAUUUAUUUCUACUUGAAAUAUCGUGCCAUAGUAAUUAAAUGUAUUCAGAAACAGAAAUACUUUACAGGCUGUAAAUGCGAUGGCAUUUUUAGGGCAUUUCUUAAGGAAGAUCACAGUAUGCCUGGCCAAGAUAAUCAUCUUUGUAAAGACUAGAGAAAAUUUUACAUCAUUUACUGUUAAACAUCAUUGCUCUCAUAUCAUUUCAUUUGUGGUUGAGUAUUGGGAAUUACUGUGAAUGUUUUUGUGUUCUCUUGUUUUAACUAUUGUCAGUUGUCAAUCUCCUUCCUGUGAAUUAAGUUUUCAGAAGAUAUCACAAAUCCAGGAAAAAUAGUAUUAAAAAUCAAAAAGUAUAAUUCACUAAGAUUAAAGACUGUUAGUUACUUUUUAUAUAUAAGCCUAUAUUUUGCGUGAGGUUGUUCUACUGUAGACUGUUGUUCAAGAUAAACAAGAGUAAAUUUUAGAACUUUUAUAAGUGAUUAAUAUUUUGUAUGCAUUUUUAAGCAUUUCAGAUUUUAGAGUUUGUAUUUACAUUCCUAUUUUAUGUCGCAGAAUAUUGAUAUACCCUUUUUUUGGAAAUAAAUUUAAAUGAUGAAGUA
Schistocerca gregaria is the source of this 5145-nucleotide messenger RNA. It is a transcript of the gene Tes, whose product is annotated as testin. The record is from RefSeq and is a predicted model, not a curated record. Gene Ontology annotation, molecular function: zinc ion binding. The transcript has 15 exons. Bases 479 to 3388 code for a protein of 969 amino acids. Lineage: Eukaryota; Metazoa; Arthropoda; Insecta; Orthoptera; Acrididae.